CGAAACCCCGGAGCUGCGACACAGGCCGUUUUGAAGCAAUACGCCGAGCGCCACUAGCAGCAAGACGUCACCAGUGGACUGACUUGAGGAGUUUCUCUUUAUAUUCUGGCGCGGUCCGGCCUGCAGCCUCGACUUCGAUCUUGCAUCAACAUCGCGUCCAGUCUCAUCCCGCAGCCUCUCGCAACAGACUCUCUUCCACAAUGUCUUCUGCUACCAACUUCUUCGACUUCACGGUGCUCGACGCCGCCGACACCGAAGUCCCUCUGGCCAACUACAAGGGCAAGGUCGUCUUGGUCGUCAACACGGCGUCCAAGUGCGGCUUCACCUACCAGUACAAGAACCUCGAGUCCGUCUACCAGGCCCUCAAGAAGGAGUACCCCGACGACUUCACCGUCAUCGGCUUCCCCUGCAACCAGUUCGGCGGCCAGGAGCCCGGCAGCAACGAGGAGAUCCAGAACUUUUGCUCGCUGGAGCAGAAGACGACGUUCCCCGUCAUGGCCAAGAUCAACGUCAACGGCAACGAUGCGCACCCCCUGUAUCAGUGGCUGAAGAAGGAGAAGCCUGGUCUGCUUGGUCUCGAGAGGAUCAAGUGGAACUUUGAGAAGUUCUUGAUCGGCCGUGACGGCAAGGUUAUCGACCGCUGGGCCAGCACUACCGAGCCCGAGAAGUUCCAGAACAAGAUCGUUGAGGCCAUCAAGGCGCCCGCCCCUCAAUAAUCGAUGAGGCUUGAGGAAGAGGAAUGAGAAAAGGAGAAAAAAAAGAACGAAUAGAUUGUAAAUAACGAGCAUGUAAUAUUUGACGAUUCAAUGAUACCUCCUCUACCUAGGUAUAGAACGGCCUUUGUGAAAGUUUCAUUCAGGUCGCAUACUAGAUGCUACAUGCGCAUCCAGUAAAUAUACCCGCAUGAAAUCGCCUUUUCA
Trichoderma harzianum CBS 226.95 is the source of this 920-nucleotide messenger RNA. RefSeq lists its product as hypothetical. Gene Ontology annotation, molecular function: glutathione peroxidase activity. The record is from RefSeq and is a predicted model, not a curated record. Bases 201 to 716 code for a protein of 171 amino acids. The transcript is spliced from 2 exons. Lineage: Eukaryota; Fungi; Ascomycota; Sordariomycetes; Hypocreales; Hypocreaceae. Gene Ontology annotation, biological process: response to oxidative stress.